Stegostoma tigrinum is the source of this 3208-nucleotide messenger RNA. RefSeq names its product nexilin (F actin binding protein) (gene nexn). Gene Ontology annotation, biological process: dendrite self-avoidance; homophilic cell-cell adhesion; axon guidance. The record is from RefSeq and is a predicted model, not a curated record. Gene Ontology annotation, molecular function: cell-cell adhesion mediator activity. Gene Ontology annotation, cellular component: axon; plasma membrane. The transcript has 12 exons. Bases 409 to 2295 code for a protein of 628 amino acids. Lineage: Eukaryota; Metazoa; Chordata; Chondrichthyes; Orectolobiformes; Stegostomatidae.
CAGUCAUCUGAGCAGGGUUUGGUGGCACCGUUGCAGGGAGGGGAUGGUAGGAAUUUGAGUAAGUGAGGAACCAUGUGCUAGCAAAUAUAUUCCAAGCGACAGCUGGAGGAACCAUGCCCCGGAUCGCCUGGAAUGCGGUAGACGGUGAGCGAACGGGACUUUUAUGGAAACUUGCUACGGGGGAGACGUAAUUUUACCCAAACGACAUUGAGUCUGGUCAAGUGGUGGACCCAGGCCGGUACAGGCAGCAGCUCCGCUCCCCUUUUACUCUGAAGACUUCCGCGGAUUAACCAGCUCGCCCCGAAGACCCAUUCCUGAUUUAUUCCAAACUCAUCCCCGGAGGAAGGUGUGGAACGUGGCUGAAGGCAAUUAAACUGAGAUAAGGUCCCAUAAGAGCCAGGAACAAGCAUGACUGACGUGGCACAGAAAGCCAAGAUGCUUCUAUCUACAUCUAAACCUGUUCAUAAAUCAUACGUGCCAAAGCUGGCCAAGGGAGAUGUUAAGACUAAGUUCGAAGCCAUGCAAAAAGCGCGGGAGGAAAGGAGCAAGAGGAGAUCUGGAGAAGAAAGGAGAAGGAGAAAUGAACAGUAUAAGAAGGAGAAAGAAUGGACAAAGAUAAAACAGGAGCUAAGGGAACUACUUGCUUCAGAUGACGAAGAUGACAACAAAUCAAACGAACUGAAGAAGGCGUACGUCCCUAAAAUGACAGGGACAGUCAAGGGCAAGUUUGAGGAAAUGGAAAAGGUAAGGCAAGAGGAGGAGAAGAAAAGAAUGGAGGAGGAGCGGCAGAGGAGGAUUCAUCAGGACAUCUUGGAGAAGAGGAAGUUACAACGCGAACUUGCAAGAAAGGCCGCAGAGGAAAAGGAUGAGGAGACAGAGAGCCCAGCUGUCUGCAAGAGUGAAAUCCGCCCUGGGAAGUUAAAACUCAGCUUCGAAGAAAUAGAAAGGCGAAGACAGGAUGAGGAAAAGAGGAAAGUUGAGGAGGAAGCAAGACGGCGUAUUGAGGAAGAAAAGGCAGCCUUUGCCGAAGCACGCAAGUCUUUAGCAGAAGACGAGGAAGAUCUACCCAGUCUCAAUAUGGCUCAGAAAGACCCAGUGCGACCUGGGAGACUGAAGCUGAGCUUCGAAGAGCUGGAGAGGCAGCGCCAGGAGGAGGAACAGCGCAGAGCAGAGGAAGAUGCUCGCAAGCGCCUGGAGGAAGAAAGGAAACAGUUUGCCGAAGCUCGGAGAAACAUGAGUCCUGACCAGGAUAGCAAUCAGAAGGAUCAUGCAAGUUCACACAAGGAGGAUUAUGGACCUGAAGAAGUAUCUGAUGAAGAAACAAACAAUGCCAAAAGAAUGUCUUUGGACGUGAAUGAUAUGCACUGUCCAGGCAAAUUGGAAAUCAACUUUGAAGAGCUUUUGAAACAAAAGAUGGAGGAAGAGAAAAGGCGGACGGAGGAGGAGCGAAAACAGAAACUAGAACAGGAGAAACAGGAAUUUGAACAACAGCGACAAGAAAUGGGAGAGGAUGAAAUCAAUGAGAGCUCUGGAGUUGUAAGUACAGAGUAUGAAGAGCUGAUGAGGCUAAAAAGAACAGGUUCCAUUCAAGCCAAAAACUUGAAGUCAAAGUUUGAAAAGAUUGGAAAGCUGUCAGAGGAGGAAAUACAGAAGAAGAUCGAAGAUGAAAGAGCCAAAAGGAGAGCAGAGGACCUGGAGAUAAAGGAAAGAGAAUCUGAACGAUUCAGAGAGGAAGAAACAGAAGAGGUCACAAAGGAGCCUAAAAGAGAUGACGCUCCAUUUACACACAAAGUUGACAUGCGAGCUCGCUUUGAGCAAAUGGCUAAAGCAAGAGAGGAAGAAGAAAGGAGAAGAAUUGAAGAGCAAAAACUUCAACGGAUGCAAUUUGAGCAAAAGGAAAUUGAUGCAGCACUGCAAAAGAAAGGGGACGAAGAGGAGGAGGAAGAAGGCAGCAUUGUUAAUGGAUCAACCUGUGAGGAUGACAAUGAUGAACUCAUUCGGUCUGGCGCUCCAUGGUUCAAGAAACCCCUCAAGAAUACAUCUGUUGUGGAUGGAGAGCCUGUAAGGUUCACUGUGAAAAUCCUGGGAGAACCCGCACCAGGGGUCACAUGGUGGUUUGAGGGUGAAAUGUUGCAAGACUGCGAGGACUAUCAAUAUAUUGAAAGAGGAGAAACUUACUGCCUUUACCUACCUGAAACCUUUCCUGAAGACGAAGGAGAAUACAUGUGCAAAGCUGUGAACACCAAAGGAACAGCUGCUAGCACUUGCAUUCUCACCAUUGAAAGUAAGAAUUAAGUUUGCACAGACAAUUUUUCUAAAAGCAAGAAACUUGUGAACUCAUCCACACACACACACAACCCCCAAGUUAACUCAUGCUUAAACUUCCAGCUUUUCUUUCAAUGGCAACUAAUUUCUUGAAUUUUCUGUUCUCUUUUAGCUGAUGACUACUAAAUCUGCUGGAAUUUCCUUUCUGUCUCAACCUUUACUUCAUCCAUCUUUCCCCUCUAAUGGGGCCAAAAUUUUCAAAAAGCUCCUGUCCUUGGAAAAAUUGCUGUAGUGUUGAUCGUCAUUCCUCUCAUGGUUAUUUCAUAGCCUAGAAAACUGCAUGAAGCUUACUUACUGCUUUUAUUUGAUCAGUUUUAGUCCUUUAAAACUAUCUUGUGAUGUUAUUUAACAGAUGCUAUCAUAUCUGCACAUUAUUGUUAACAGCAGAGCCCACUUAGAAAUCAGUAUUGUAUCCAUGAAUUUCAAAAAAAAUUAACCCAAUGUUAACUUAUUUAUCAAUCACAAUUUGGGUCAAUCAUAAGUAAAAUGUUGGUUUUAAUAUCAUUGUUAGAAUUGUCCAUCAUGAAAACUCAAACUUUACAUACAGAAGUUUUUAGGGGUUUUGUUUAAGAAUUAAAUUCAACAUGACAACUACUCGUUUAUAUUCGAAGCAGUAAUUUGGGUUUGUCUACAUAUAGAAAAUGGGUCUUAUUUUAUCACUGUAGAGAUUACCAUGAAGCCUUACAUACAAACUGGACUAUGGACAAAGAAGCUCCUACACACAACUUGCCGAUGGGCCCGAGAGGCAUCACAAAUUGCAUGCUAGACAAUUUGUGGUCCUCAGAAAUACUCUUCAUGCAGAAUGUACUUUUUUUUUGUAAGCUGAACUCCUGCUCAACUGUAUUUUCAGAUACCAUUUAAAAUCGACUUUGAAACAAAACAA